CAGCAUCACUGCGAGGGACAUGGCGAAGUGCGUGCAGUACAUGCAGUUCAUAUGACCAGGUUUUUCCUUGACUUUCGCCGUAUCCGUUCGCUUCGUAUCUCUCGUUUAUCUGCUUCUCCACCGAAGACUUCGAGCAAUGGAGAGCAGAGGGAGCACGAAGGGAACCCAGACAGAAGGUGGGUCUGUGGAGGGUGGGAGUCAACAUCCAGGAGGAGAGGAAAUCCAUUAUUUUUCCAGAUCUCCAGGAACAAUAGGGGUCCUUGCUGAUGCUAGUCGGAGGAUAGAGGAGAUCGCCAAUGGAAACAGGUCUCAGCAACUCUAUCCACGUCUUCCUGUUCUUGUGCGUUCACCCAGUUACCCAGACUUUGGUCUGCAAGAUAUUAUCACCGGGAUCCCUAAGCCAGGGCAUGUCUCCCCUGUCCGAAGAUUUUUUGCUCUCUUUGUCAUCUUUGAUCUCCUUUUUUGCACCAUCAUGUGGCUCAUCUGCAUCAUGAUCACAGGUGCAAAAAUCCAAGAAGGCCUGAAGAAAGAGGUCUACAACUACUCCAUUAAGACUUCCCUCUUUGACUUGGUUAUGAGUAGUUCAAGUCGGUUUGUGAUCCUCAUUCUUUUCUACGUCCUAAUCUGCCUGGAGCACUGGUGGCCUGUUGCUAUGAGUAGUUCAAGUCGGUUUGUGAUCCUCAUUCUUUUCUACGUCCUAAUCUGCCUGGAGCACUGGUGGCCUGUUGCUACAGGAUCAGACCUCAAAGGGAUUGGAAAAGCAGAUAAAGAAACAAUGGAUUACAUUUUCCUCUUGAUAUGGGUGCUGUCAGAUGAUCUCUUGCACUAA
This is a messenger RNA of Darwinula stevensoni, 829 nucleotides long. NCBI's taxonomy places the organism in Eukaryota, Metazoa, Arthropoda, Ostracoda, Podocopida, Darwinulidae. The record is from the annotation of a GenBank genome assembly.